Molecule: messenger RNA, 1116 nt
Organism: Lodderomyces elongisporus
Lineage: Eukaryota; Fungi; Ascomycota; Pichiomycetes; Serinales; Debaryomycetaceae
Exons: 2
Coding region: 1-1116 (371 amino acids)
Source: RefSeq, a predicted model, not a curated record
AUGUCAUUUUUCAAAAACGCUUUUAACACCUCCCCCAAGUCAAAGGGGGAAAAACCAGCCGAACGCAAGGUUCGGUUUCAACUUCCCGGAGAACCUGUACCCCAAUCAACCAAGCAGGUUUUCCAAAACCUCAAAUCAACUUUGGCGAAGGGAUUCAAACCUUCGCAAGCACCUGGGAAAUCACCCUCAGGUGCACCACUGCUGGAAACACCAGUUAAAAAGCUUACCAAGAAAGAGGCCGAAAGGUUUCUUCUUGUAGAGGGAAUACACAAAAGUAUUGCCGACUGCCUCAGGAGAACCUGGAAGUACGACGAAACUUUCAGUGUUUUUCUUAGGCACCAAGAAUACACAACCAAUAUCGAGUCCUACCAUGCAAAGCUGUUUCAAAGAGUAAGAAAGCUGUGGGGAUGCCUGGAAUCCACCUAUUUACAGUCAUUUGCGUCCAUGGAAGACUCCAUAACAAAAAUAGGCAGCACCGCCUACAAAUCUACAGAUGGAAAAUUUCUCAUCUACAAGAUUUCAGACGAACACUCCCAAGACAUCAGGAGAGAGCUUCCCAGAAUGGGAAGCCACUACAAAGAGGCAUCAUUGAUACUUCCCCACUUCCAACUCUUGAAAAUGAAUUUUGGAGGGGAGGAAACUAUCUAUGCAGUAAGUCCGGCAUACGAGCACCAAGCAACUGAGGGCUGUCCAACAGGCAAUGUCCGCUUCCCCUUACUUACCAAAGAACGCGAGGACAUCCUUCACAAAUUGCAAAGGGACACGACCCAUCUUAUAGCCAGAAACAAAACAGGCUAUAAGCUUCUAGUUGGGGUGGAGAGAAAAGUGGGUAGUCGACCAGGAAUCCAAGUUCGGAUUGUCGACUACCACAGGACAUACACCAGGGAGAGGGGGUUUAGAAGGUUUUUUAGGUUUGGCAGAGCAAAUGUCAAAACACCAGAAGAAUACGCUGCUUGGUUGAUUAAGACUUUAGAUCAGCACAUUGAGGUUAUCGAGGGGGAACUACAUCUAGAAAAGUUCAAAAUCAAAACACUACCCCCAACUACCAGCUUCACUCGCUACAUAAAGAACAUAAAAGCGAGGAUCAAAAGUCUAAUGCUGGUCUCAACCAAGUAA